AUGGUUCCCGUGACAGAACCUGAUUAUAAAAAGAAAAAAGCGAUCUACUUACCUGACCCUGCCGUGAUUUGCGAGGACAAAAGCACCACCAAGGUCAGAAUCGUUUUUGACGCUUCCUGUAAAUAUGAUGACUGGAUAUCACUAAACGAUCAGCUUAUGACAGGACCUACCUUGCAACCAGAACUUCGUCACCUCAUUAUGCGUUGGAGACAGUACCCCGUCUGUCUAGUGGCGGAUAUAGUAAAAAUGUACAGGAUGGUAAGAGUAGCCAACGAGGACACCGACUUUCAGCGCAUAGUGUGGCGCGAAAAUGCUGGAAAUGAAAUCACAGAUUACAAGUUGCUGACUGUUACUUUCGGAACUGCUUCAGCGCCCUACUUGGCAGUAAAGGCACUCAAUCACGUAGCAUGUGACCACAGAGAGCAGUAUCCUAUAGCUGCGCCACGGGUCCACCAAGAGUUCUACAUGGACGAUUUGAUGACCGGGUGCAACUAG
Molecule: messenger RNA, 495 nt
Organism: Cydia pomonella (codling moth)
Lineage: Eukaryota; Metazoa; Arthropoda; Insecta; Lepidoptera; Tortricidae
Exons: 1
Coding region: 1-495 (164 amino acids)
Source: RefSeq, a predicted model, not a curated record